Molecule: messenger RNA, 273 nt
Organism: Cutaneotrichosporon cavernicola
Lineage: Eukaryota; Fungi; Basidiomycota; Tremellomycetes; Trichosporonales; Trichosporonaceae
Gene: STE18
Exons: 3
Coding region: 1-273 (90 amino acids)
Biological process (GO): G protein-coupled receptor signaling pathway
Cellular component (GO): heterotrimeric G-protein complex
Molecular function (GO): G-protein beta-subunit binding
Source: RefSeq, a predicted model, not a curated record
AUGCCAACCAAUCUCCAGCCCGAGGAACUGCCGCGUCGGCAUAACAAGAAUAGCAUGCACGAGCUCAAGCUCCGCCGCAUCCUCGAGAACAACGCGCGCCUCAAGGAGGACCUGAGCCGGCCACGGGUUCCCGUCUCGCAGGCCAGCCUAGGACUCAUCCGGUACUGCCAGGACACACGCGACCCGAUCCUUCCCAGCGUGUGGGGCGAGCUCAAGCGCGGCGAGGACCCGUACGCGCCCCCCGAGACCGGGUGUGGCUGCACCAUCAUGUAA